UGACUUUAGACACCGCGUGUGUGGUCGAUUCUUUUUAAAUUAUUUAUAAUUUUGUUUGUACAAUGUUCCAAGUGGCAAAGUUUGACCGAAAUAAUGAAGCCGACUCUGUCUGCAAAGAGUUGUUUAAGGCAAAAAUUCAGUCUUCAAAGAAAGAAACGAAAAUAAAGAAGGGAAAAAUAAGUAAAAAGAGUCCAAAGAAGAAGAAUGCGUUUAAAAAGAACGACAAAAUUAAAGAUGAAAUCAAAAACAUACUAAAUAACAAUUCGGGCUUGGUGCAUCAAACGAAAAUCAAAAGAAAAAAGAAAAAGCCUCAGGUCCACCAAGAUAAACGAGUAGAACCAAAAAUGAACACACCAAUUUUCGCUACACAAAAUAAACAAGAGUCAAAUACUCACACAGGACGUGUCAAGAAGCAAAAACGAAAAAAGAAAAAGCGACAACAAAAAGAAGAAACAACGACAGAUGAGACUAAUAAAAAACCACUUACACCAAAACAACGGAAAAAUAAAGAAUUAAAUGAAAAACUUUUGAAAACAUUACAAACUCCACCUGAAACAAAGAAACACCAGAAAUCAAGGGACCUGUCUUUACGAGAAAGAAUGAUGCAGCGACUUCAAGCCGCCAGAUUUAGAUACAUCAAUGAGCAGAUUUAUUCCAAUGACAGCAAAGAAGCGCAAAAAUUGUUUAAAGACGACCCGGACGCAUUUACAGCCUACCACGAAGGGUACAGACAACAAGUCAAUAAAUGGCCGCUCAACCCACUAGACGAAAUCAUUAAAAACAUCCAGCAGUUACCUAAAACAUUCGUCGUUGCUGAUUUCGGUUGCGGCGACGCGAAAUUGGCGCAGUCGGUUGUACAAAAAGUCCACUCUUUUGAUUUGGUUGCUGCUAAUAAUGACGUCAUACCGUGUGACAUGGCACACGUACCUUUACAACCUUCAAGUAUCGACGUGGCCGUGUUUUGUUUAUCUUUGAUGGGGACAAACUUGCACGAAUAUCUCCUGGAAGCCAACCGAGUUUUAAAACCCGGAGGGAUUUUGAAAAUCGCAGAAGUCGAAAGUCGGUUCGACGACGUGCAACAAUUUAUCGAAGCCGUGGAACGCUUCCGCUUCAAAAACACUUUCAAAGACCUGUCCCACGACUUGUUCUACUUUCUGGACUUCAAAAAGGAGUCAAAUAUCAAAAACAAGAAACGUCUGCCAACGCUUAGUUUAAAUCCUUGUUUGUAUAAAAAACGGUAACACUUAUUCUAUCAAAAACAGUUAUUGCGAA
Molecule: messenger RNA, 1272 nt
Organism: Zophobas morio
Lineage: Eukaryota; Metazoa; Arthropoda; Insecta; Coleoptera; Tenebrionidae
Product: ribosomal RNA-processing protein 8-like
Exons: 4
Coding region: 63-1241 (392 amino acids)
Biological process (GO): regulation of transcription by glucose; cellular response to glucose starvation; rDNA heterochromatin formation
Cellular component (GO): rDNA heterochromatin; nucleolus; chromatin silencing complex
Molecular function (GO): methyltransferase activity
Source: RefSeq, a predicted model, not a curated record